AUGGAGCCACCAGAAGAAAUCCCCUCAAAAAGAGCUGAAUUAUCCUCAGAAGACGAGUCAAAACCUGCAAAAAAGCCUAAACUUCUCCCAGUUUAUUUAAGCACUCUUCCAUCGUCUCCUUUAUACGAAAAAAGCUACAUGCACAAAGCUUACGUAACACUAAUUGCUAUUUCUACCUCUUCCGAAUUCAUAGCGACAGGCAGUGCUGAUGGCUUUGUAAAUCUUUGAAAAAAACAGUGGCAAGGUAUAGAAUUUGUUAAAAAAAUCCAAGCCCAUAAAUCUGAAAUUUCCUGCUUACUCCCCCCCCCCCCUCCGUGAGCGAACAAAAAAAUUUUGUUCGCUCACGGAGGGGGGUUAAUUUUUUUUUUUAAAAAAAAUUUAUAUAUAAAUUUUAUAAAAAAUAUUUUUUUCGAAAUUUAAAAAAAUCCUAAUUUGCAAAAAUUGGGAAGCAAAUAUUAAUUUAAUUUGCAAAAUUUAUGUUUUAAAACGCAAUUUGUUUAAAAUUAAACAGAAUUAGCUCUAGAUUUCAUUAUACUAAUUAUCACUUAUAUAUCAAAAUUUUUUUCCAUUAAAAUUUUUUCUAUUAAAAAAAUUUUUGUUCACUCACGGAGGGUGGGUUUUUGGUCAAAAAAAAUGGCGAUUUUUCUAAUGGUUUUGUUCGCUCACGGAGGGGGGGGGGAGUUAGCAAUGUCUCAUGAUGGAUUAAGACUGAUAAGUUCUGGAAAAGGUGAUAACACAAUAAAGGUAUUUGACGUGAUGGGAUUUGAUAUGAUAGACAUAAUUCGCCUUGAUUUUUGUCCAACAAUUAUUGAAUUUGUGAAUAUAUUUAUUAUAUUUAAUUUCAAUAUAAAUUAAAUAGAAUUUUUAAUUAUUUUUUUUAAAUUAAAUUCAAAUAAGUUUAUUAUACAGCAAAUUCCCCAUGCCCUUUAAUAGCAUUAGGAGGAAAUGAUAAAAUACAAAUAUCGAAAAUUGGUCAGGAAUCAAAUUCAAUUAAAACAAUGUCAAUGCAUAAUGGGAAUAUCAAGGCUAUUAAAUUCAAUCAUUCAUAUUCUACUGUAAUUUCUAUAGACGAUAUAGGCUUUAUUGAAUAUUGAGAUGUGGAAACUGGGGAAACUCCUGAGGACAUUGCUUUUGGAUUUAAAUUUAAAACACAGACUGAUCUAUUUGAGCUUGCAAAGCUUCAAACCUAUGGGAUUUCCCUCACAAUUUCUCCUAAUGGCAAGCAAUUCGCAAUCUGGUGCAAAGAUCGUGCGAUUAGACUUUUUGAUUUUUUGUCUGGAAAUCUCAUAGCUACUUUUGAUGAAAAAAUCGAAAAAUACCAAGAAAUCCAAGCGACCCCAAAUUCCCCUUUGAGGCUUGAAAGAUUGGAAUUCCACAAAAGAAUGGCAAUAGAAAGAGAUAUAGAUAAAGACCCUUCUAUAAUUUCCAACUGCCUUUCCUUUGACGAAAGUAAUGAAGUUUUGCUAUAUUCUACCUAUAUUGGAAUAAAAUUUAUUUUAAUUUCUGAUGGUAGCUUGUUAAAAGUCCUUGGGAAAGAAGAAUCAGAAAGGUUUACUAAUAUUGCGCUAUAUCAAGGAAAACCUAUAAGAAAUAUGUCAGGAAAAGCAGGGGCAGGAGGCUCCACUUCUCAAGGAGAAAAAGAAAUUGACCCUUUAGUUAUAUGCAGCGCUUAUAAAACAAACAGAUUUUAUUUAUUUUCGAAAAGAGAGCCUACUGAUGUAGAAACUGAAAAAAAUCAGCUCGGAAGAAUAAGAGAUAUUGUGAAUGAACAAAUAGAAGAAGAGCAGAAAAAAGCAAUGGUUUUGCCGAAAUCAAGCAUCGAGCUGCCACAUUCUGCUGUAAUUCAUACUACAGUUGGGGAUAUUUAUAUUAAAUUAUUUCCUGAAGAGUGUCCAAAAACAGUUGAAAAUUUUGCUGUCCAUUCUAAAAAUGGCUAUUACAACCAAUUGACUUUUCAUAGAGUUCUUAUUCCACCAUCCUUUAUCGAGCGCACUAUUGAAAUUUCCUUAAACAGGUAAAUUAAUCGGUAUCAUUAAUCAAAUGAUUUUCAUAUGAUCAAGCUUGAAACCUAUAUUUGAUAGUAAUGAAUUUUAGAGAUUAUACCAUAUAAUUGAUUCUGCGCAAUUCUAAUGCGCUUUUAGCAUAUUUGCUAAUAUAUUUAAUACUGUAUCUACUGUGGCUAGCUUAUAAAAUACAGACUGUUGGGUCUUUUUGAUCGCCAGUAAACUGGUCUACUGGCCGCGACAAAUCAUCUAUUCUGAAUAAGAAAUAGAUGACUGGUCGCGGCCAUUAGAUCAGUUUAUUUGUGUUUAAAAAUCCCAACGGCCUAUAUCUUAUUUCUAAAAAAAAAUUAUAAAUUUUUUUUUAUUUUUUAAGAUUUUUAAAUCUCUCCUAUAGCGAUUGGCUCAAUUAACGAUAGGGAGUUAAAGGAUUUAUGAUACAAACUGGUGAUCCUAAAGGAGACGGGUCUGGAGGAGAGUCUAUUUGGGGAGAAGAAUUUGAAGACGAAAUAAAUGAAAAUUUGAAACACGACAGACCUUUUACUGUGUCUAUGGCAAAUAGAGGGCCAAAUACUAAUGGUUCGCAGUUUUUUAUUACAACUGUUCCUGCUUCUUGGCUGAAUGGAAGACAUACUCUAUUUGGAAGAGUCUAUAAAGGGAUGGACGUAGUUUUAACAAUAGAAGGAGUGCCUUGUGAUAAAAAUAAAAUUCCUCUAGCAGAUAUCAGAAUAACCCAAAUUGACUUAAAUACUUAA
Blepharisma stoltei is the source of this 2755-nucleotide messenger RNA. The record is from the annotation of a GenBank genome assembly. NCBI's taxonomy places the organism in Eukaryota, Ciliophora, Heterotrichea, Heterotrichida, Blepharismidae.